Malania oleifera is the source of this 2148-nucleotide messenger RNA. RefSeq names its product pentatricopeptide repeat-containing protein At4g25270, chloroplastic. The transcript has a single exon. Gene Ontology annotation, molecular function: protein binding; RNA binding. Gene Ontology annotation, biological process: RNA modification. NCBI's taxonomy places the organism in Eukaryota, Viridiplantae, Streptophyta, Magnoliopsida, Santalales, Ximeniaceae. The record is from RefSeq and is a predicted model, not a curated record. The coding region runs from base 42 to 1667 and encodes 541 amino acids.
AAUAGUGGGUGUAACUUUUUAUAUCUAAAAAUAGGAUAGUAAUGGAAAUAAAAUUUAUUUUCAUGGAACUCAUGGCAAUCCAUCCUCCCAUGGAGACCACCUUCGCCCCUGUAAGUUUCUGCGCACUCCCUUCUUCUGCCCUCUACCGCUGUGGCAGAAGCAAGAGGAAACACAAAAGCAAUCAACAUAAGCAAUUUCAUCGCAAAACAAAAACCAAUACUACUCCUUUCCCAAAGUCAUUCCCAACCCCACUUCUGAUCAACCAAAGGCCCUCUGCCCAAACAAAACUCCAAGCCCUCGAUGCACUCUUGAACGACCUGGAAAAAUCCAUCAGUGAUGGUGUGAAAGUGUCCGAUCCCCAACUCUUUGCUUCCCUCCUUGAGUCAUGUUUCCAUUUGCAAGCCAUUGAUUACGGCGUCCGAGUUCAUCAGCUUAUACCCAGAACGCUUUUGCAUAAGAAUGUCGGCAUCUCGUCAAAGCUUCUCCGGCUGUACGCUUCUAGUGGGCAUAUUGAGAAGGCCCACCAGUUGUUUGAUGAAAUGCCUAAGCGGGAUACGUCGGCAUUCCCAUGGAAUGCGCUCAUCUCGGGGUAUGCCGAAUUGGGUCAGUAUGAAGAUGCCAUGGCAAUUUACUUUCAAAUGAAGGAAGAUGGCGUCGAGCCCGACCAGUUCACCUUCCCUCGAGCAUUGAAAGCUUGUGCGGGAAUAGGGUCGAUUCGAGUAGGGGAGAAGGUUUAUCGUGACAUCGUUCGUUGUGGUUUCGGGGACAAUGCGCACGUUCUCAAUGCUCUUGUUGACAUGUAUGCCAAGUGCGGAGACAUUCUGAAGGCGCGAAAGGUGUUUGAUAAGAUCGCUACCCGUGACUCGGUUUCAUGGAAUUCGAUGCUCACUGGUUAUAUCCGCCAUGAGCUGUUGGCGGAGGCUGUGGAUACAUUUCGCGGGAUGCUCCUAAAUGGGUUUGAGCCAGACUCAAUAGCCAUAUCUUCGAUUCUCGCUACUGAGCUGUCCUUUAAAAUUGGUACCCAGAUUCAUGGAUGGGUUAUUCGGCGAGGAAAUGAAUGGGAUUUGUCCAUUGCUAAUUCCUUGAUUGCCUUAUACUCAACCCGGGUGGAGUUGCACAGAUCUCGUUGGCUGUUCGACAAAAUGCCAGAAAGGGAUGUUGUCUCGUGGAAUUCCAUAAUUUCUGCUCAUUCUAAAGACCGUAGAGCUCUUACAUAUUUUAGGGAGAUGGAGAGUGCUGGUGCUUUGCCAGACGGCAUCACAUUUGUGUCGCUACUGUCAGCCUGUGCUCACUUGGGCUUGGUGGCGGAUGGGGAGGAGCUCUAUUCUCUUAUGAGAAGCAGUUAUGGUAUAUGCCCCAGCAUGGAACACUAUGCUUGUCUGGUGAAUCUCUAUGGAAGGGCAGGAUUGAUCAAUAAGGCUUACGACAUCAUAACGAAGAUGAUGGAGUUUGAGGCCGGUCCAACCGUCUGGGGAGCAUUACUAUAUGCUUGCUACAUUCAUGGGAAUGUAGACGUUGGAGAGAUUGCUGCUGAAAGGCUUUUUGAGUUGGAGCCAGAUAAUGAACUUAAUUUUGACAUUUUAAUGAGGCUUUACGGCAAAGUGGGGAGAGUAGAAGAUGCGGAGAGGGUGAGAAAAAUGAUGAUGGACAGAGGAUUGGAAUUGUAGGAGGUUGUUCCUGAGCAAUGGUGUUUUGAUGAACCAAAAUCAAAUUCUUCCCUUGGACCUUGAAUCGCCACAAGAAAUAAAGAUUUGCAUAAGCCAAGCUGCUGUCAAAGAUGCUGCAAAUGGCUGAAAUUUGCUCUUCCCCGUGCCAUUGCGAGCUUUCCUCUCGUGCACUAGAAAAAAAAUUGGCGGUCUUUCCAUCAGGCCUUACCAUCCCAUGGAAACACUCCAUAUAGUGGUUCCAUCAGAUUGUAUAUGGACCCUAUAUAUAUAUUAUUUGGAACCUUUUCAUUGGAUGAUAAGGUGGAAAGACCACUAUUUUUUUCCUUGUGCACUGUCUAUAGAAGAAGUUUUUUUUUUUUUGGGUUAAGAGUGAAAGAACCUAACGCAAAAUAUGAAGAAGUGGACAAUUACAUAUUACAAAUUGUAUUCACAUUGAAACAACUCUGUAAUAACAUAUUGCAAGCAAUUCUUCUUCACCUUA